This is a messenger RNA of Carlito syrichta (Philippine tarsier), 2368 nucleotides long. It is a transcript of the gene BMERB1, whose product is annotated as chromosome unknown C16orf45 homolog. The coding region runs from base 359 to 973 and encodes 204 amino acids. The record is from RefSeq and is a predicted model, not a curated record. Gene Ontology annotation, biological process: negative regulation of microtubule depolymerization. Gene Ontology annotation, cellular component: microtubule cytoskeleton. NCBI's taxonomy places the organism in Eukaryota, Metazoa, Chordata, Mammalia, Primates, Tarsiidae. The transcript has 6 exons.
GCAUCACCACCGGCUCCAGAACGGGCAGGGGCCUUGGCCUGACUUCCUUUGGGUUGGUUUUUAUUUUAUUUGCUGUUUUUGUUGUUCUUCUUAGAGUUAUCAUCAGCUGCCCCUCUGUCUCCUUACCCAGCCCCCAUGCCCUCCCUUCCCAAAAUCCCCACUGCGCAUGCGCGCUGCAUCCCUCCUCCCCCUCCUGGGUACCAGUCGGCGCUCCCCGGCGCUGGCGGCGGAAGAGAUGGAGCAGCGUCACGAGCGCCCGGCCCCUUAAAACGCUGCUGGCCGGAGCCACCUCCUUCCCUGCAGCCCGCAGCGGGGAUGGAGUAGAAGGGACCCGUGAGGCUGGCCGCGGGGAUCCGCGAUGGAGUUAAAGCAAUCUUUGUCCACCCAUCUGGAAGCCGAAAAGCCUCUGAAGCGCUAUGGGGCGGUGGAGGAGACGGCGUGGAAAGCGGAGGGACUGGGGAGAAAUCAACUGGACAUCAUCUCCAUGGCAGAGACAACCAUGAUGCCUGAGGAGAUUGAGCUGGAGAUGGCGAAGAUCCAGCGCCUCCGGGAAGUCUUGGUCCGACGGGAGUCUGAGCUCAGGUUCAUGAUGGACGACAUCCAGCUCUGCAAAGACAUCAUGGACUUGAAGCAGGAGCUGCAAAACUUGGUCGCCAUCUCAGAAAAAGAAAAAACCAAGCUGCAGAAGCAGAGAGAAGAUGAGCUUAUCCAGAAGAUCCACAAACUGGUGCAGAAGAGAGAUUUCUUGGUGGAUGACGCAGAGGUCGAGCGGUUGAGGGAGCAAGAAGAAGACAAAGAAAUGGCCGAUUUCCUGAGAAUCAAGUUAAAACCUCUAGACAAAGUAACCAAAUCUCCGGCCAGCUCCCGGGCAGAGAAGAAAGCAGAGCCCCCACCUAGCAAGCCCACAGUGGCCAAGACGGGGCUGGCACUCAUCAAGGAUUGUUGUGGGGCCACCCAGUGCAACAUCAUGUAGCCCCCACUUGGGGUGCCCCCGGGGCCAAGGGGACCCCCUCCCACCCUCUUGUCUUCAUAGCCCCCAUUUCACCGGGGCCCAAGAGCUCGCCAAGGCGGAAGGGGUUGAAGGCAAGCCCAUGACUGCCGCCAGGGGCCGGCUGCCCUGUACAGAGUGUAGCAAUAGGGAGUCCCUCACUGUCGCAUGGCCCUCCCCAGAGCAUGCCGAACCCAGGAGUCUGUGUCACUGUGUAUCCAACAACCAGGAAAGGUCCUCCCUUCAAAAAGUAUAUUUCCACUUCUAUCUAGCUGUAUCUAACCCACCGUGCGAAUGAGCUGGGAGAGGGGCAUGCUCCCCAGGUGUGUAUCCUUGUGACUUCUCAGCAAUCUAGCACCGUGUUGGACACAUCCCCAUCCACCCUCCUAGCUCUGCUGUCUGACCUGCCCCUAGCGGGCACAGGUCCCAUACCCUGUCUGUCUUCUCCCAGCAGCUGUGCCCUUGAGGGCUCCACAUAGCCCACACGUCUCUCGGGCACCAUCCCCAUAGCGUUCUUGGAGACACAGAGGCCCUGUCUGUAAAGAUCAAGCUUGUGUGUGAUGUCAUGGUCACAUCUCCCACUUCCUUCCAUCCUGUGUCUGGGCACAGUUCCUAUCAGGACGGCGUCCACUGAACUCUCGGUCUGUCCUAGGUGUGUGGAGCAGAGGGAGGCCGGAGAGCGGGGGGCUGGGCCCAAGUAGAUUCAGGGUGCAGAAGGGAGCUGGAGGUGCCAAGGCCAAGGCUGUGGUGGGUGAGCAGGGGAGCCAGAGCAGAUAUGGCCCUAGGCACUCUCCACUGCCUGGAGGCCACCACAGAGAUGCCAGUGGACGUUGUGUCACCAGCUCAACACACAGACCUCCGUGAAAGACAGCGAUGGGCCGGAGAGGCAGCCUGCCCAACUGUGUCCCAGCACUUGGUGGCGACAAUUCCUCCUGUGUAACCUGAUGUACAUCUGCGACAGCCAGUCUGGCACAGCCUGUGUGACCUCUCUGUAUGUGUGUGUCUUGUGACCGGCCUAAGUAGUUAGCGUAACUCAAGACUCACUGAUGUGCAGUCAUUCAUCAGAGCAAAUAAAAAUGGAAACCAUGUACACUGCAUUUUAAAGGAUUUUACUUUUUUCUUGAUUAUGGAAGUAAUCCAUGUACAUAGUAAACCAUUUUAAAAGUACAGAAAGUAUAAAGAAAUUUUUUUAAAGCACUAUUGUUCCUCCGUCUAGAGACCACUUUGACAUUUUGACAUUUUUUGUCUUCCUUGUGCAUUUUUUCAUGAUUGCCAUCAUAUUGUAUCAUUUUAUAACCAGUUUUUCCCCACUUAUUAUACCACUACCGUCUCCCACAUCAUUAAAUGCUCUUUGUAAAUAUUAAACACUUCCUAAUCUUA